AUGGCCCCCAGUAUCUCUGCUCUUGCAGGGGAGACUCGGGGCCAAGACUGCUCUGUCUCAUCUCCAAAGUAUCAAGCCCUCGAGAUCGACUUGUCUGAGGUGACGCCGGUGGAGCUCCUUCACGAGUCCGAUGAUUCACGUGUUUUCCGAGGUCGAUGGCAGGAGAAGGAUUGUUGUCAUUACACCAAACGAUACGAGCCAGACCUUUUGAAGGAGUACGAAAUUGAUCCAUUCCUUUGUGAAAGUCGCGCUUACUGUCGGCUGAAGGCACGUGGGCUCUGUGAGAAGGGGCAUAUUCCCGACUUUUAUGGCUUAAUUCACAACAUCGAACUCAAGACCGACGGCUGGGAGUCACACCUCCAGCCCUUUUCUGGAGAGCCCGAACUCCCAAACGCUGUGGUGAUCGAAUUUAUCCCAAAUCUGCGCCCAUUCGAGCUGUCAACUUACUCCCCCGAGAGAGCGGAUCAGCUCAAAGCCACACUGAUUGAGAUGCACGAACUUGGAGUACUGCACGGAGAUCUUGAGCGGCGAAAUGUGAAGGUGCAAGAAGAGAGAAAUAGAGCUCUAUGGAUUGACUUUGAUCGCGCCGUCAUAUUCCCUCUCGACUCGAGAACGGAGCGCGAAGAGCAGAACAUGCGAAAGUGGGUGGCGGAAGAACAAGCACUACUGUCUCAGACACUGGUCGAGCUGGCCGAAGACCACAAACGAGGCAAGAUUUGGUGGUCCUGGUACUGGCAUUAUGGUUGGUUCGAGCCGUCUGGUUGGACCGAGGAGGACACAGUUGCUAAGAAUGCUGCUCUCGAUGCAGCGAAGCAAGGCACUUUGGCCGCAGAGCAUGCAUGGUUCAAACCUCCCGAUAACUGGCCAGAGACCACCAGCAAAGGAACGUCGUAG
This is a messenger RNA of Penicillium daleae, 894 nucleotides long. RefSeq lists its product as uncharacterized. The record is from RefSeq and is a predicted model, not a curated record. Bases 1 to 894 code for a protein of 297 amino acids. The transcript is spliced from 3 exons. NCBI's taxonomy places the organism in Eukaryota, Fungi, Ascomycota, Eurotiomycetes, Eurotiales, Aspergillaceae.